AUAGGUGUAGAAUAGGUUAUUGCCGCCAAAGACAAUUCCGGCUUGGGACUCUUUUUCCGGACUCAAACUCUCUCGUCUGAAUGUUUGCCACCUGACAAUCAGGCUCCGCCACCUGGAAGCAAACACAUUGCCCUUUGUUCGUUAUUACCCCGUACGUCAUCUGGGUUCAGUUGAACACCCCACUUUGCCUCCCAAUCGCGAGAACCAAAGUCCACAAAACAACAAAACAAACAAACCACCAAGCUCUGCUUCAACCAGAUUGACAAAAUCCAAGACUUCGUAAACAUGGCGCCUACCGAGCUUCCCGAGUCGGGCAACCCGCUCGUUUUCUUUGACAUCACACUCGGUGGUGAACCUCUUGGCCGCAUCAAAUUUGAGCUCUUCAAGGACGUGGUGCCCAAGACGGCCGAGAACUUCCGCCAGUUCUGCACGGGCGAAUCCAAGAGCAACAUCGGCCGUCCCCAGGGCUACAAGGGCUCCAAGUUCCACCGCAUCAUCCCCAAGUUCAUGUGCCAGGGCGGUGACUUCCUCAAUGGCGACGGCACCGGGUCGACCUGCAUCUACGGCACCAAGUCGUUCGCCGACGAGAACUUCAACCUGAAGCACGAGGAGCCGGGUCUUCUGUCCAUGGCCAACGCGGGCCCCAACACCAACGGCUCGCAGUUCUUCAUCACGACGGUGGCAACGCCGUUCCUGGACGGCAAGCACGUCGUGUUCGGCCGCGUAGUGGACGGCAUGGACGUGGUCAAGAAGAUGGAGGCCACGAAGACGGGCUACAGGGGCAAGGACGUGCCCAACCUGGACGUGGUCAUUGCCGAGUGCGGCGAGAUGUAGAGUCGUCGUCGGGGCGGCGGGAUACCAUCAUACCAUGGGGGCAGGCAGUCGUCUCGGUUUUCUGGUUGGCUGGCUGGUCGAUAUCAAACCUGGGGAGGCUAGUUAGGUACCUUGCGCGGUGGAUUAUAUGCGUGGAUGGAUGAAGGGGGGGAAUGGUUAUCGGUGGAAACUGGCGUGGCGUUCACGAACUGAUUGCGCGUUAUGGGACACAAAAAACAUUGCUCUUUUUCUGACCGCGAAC
Messenger RNA from Chaetomium fimeti, 1075 nucleotides. RefSeq names its product putative U-snRNP-associated cyclophilin. The record is from RefSeq and is a predicted model, not a curated record. Gene Ontology annotation, cellular component: intracellular membrane-bounded organelle. The transcript has 5 exons. Lineage: Eukaryota; Fungi; Ascomycota; Sordariomycetes; Sordariales; Chaetomiaceae. Gene Ontology annotation, biological process: protein peptidyl-prolyl isomerization; protein folding. Bases 286 to 834 code for a protein of 182 amino acids. Gene Ontology annotation, molecular function: peptidyl-prolyl cis-trans isomerase activity.